AUCCAGCCAAAUACGCAUGUUUCCGUGCGUCAGCGCAUGUUUUAGUGGGCGAGGGCUCGUAUGGUGAUGAGACCGAGCGAAUGUGUUGUCGUCGCCGCCUCCGAGUUAAUCUCUGAAGAGGAGGUGUGGCUGCCUCCUCUCGGAUCUCAGUGCUGAAUAUUAAGCCUUGCUUUGCCUCUAGCUCUUCAUCGAACAACAGUUUUGACUGUGAAACAUCAUCUUCUGGUUCGAUUUCUGGACAUUAAACAGAUCUGACAUCAAAGAUGAGUUUCAGCAGCGAUAUGGAUGAUACAGAAGACGGGAGCAACAGAGAGUUUGAGAGCGUGGAGAUGAACAAACUGCGUCAGAGCCUGCGCAGGAAGAAGCCCACCUACAUGCCGGAGGCCAGUCGACCCCAUCAGUGGCAGGCCGAUGAAGAAGCCGUACGAAAAGGAAAAUGCAACUUCCCCGUCCGGUAUCUCGGUCUGGUGGAGGUAGAGGAGUCCAGAGGGAUGCAUGUGUGCGAGGAAGCCGUGAAAAAGCUGAAAGUGAGUGGAAAGAAAACAGUCAAAGCUGUGCUGUGGGUGUCUGCCGAUGGCCUGCGAGUAGUGGAUGACAAAACCAAGGACCUCAUUGUUGACCAGACCAUCGAGAAGGUUUCCUUCUGCGCACCCGACCGCAACUACGACAAGGCGUUCUCUUACAUCUGCCGCGACGGGACGACUCGCCGCUGGAUCUGCCACUGCUUCAUGGCCCUGAAGGACUCGGGGGAGCGCCUGAGUCACGCUGUAGGAUGCGCAUUUGCAGCUUGCCUUGAGCGGAAACAGCGGCGGGAGAAGGAGUGCGGUGUCACUGCUUCUUUCGAUGCAAGCCGCACGUCCUUUGUAAGGGAAGGUUCCUUCCGCGUCUCCUCUGCUGGUAAGCAAAGUGACCGGGAAGACAUCAUGAAACAACUACAGGACAAAAAGAAAGAAGCCUGCUAUAGUAGAAACGUACUAGGAAAUUCUUCACCUCCAGAGGGAGCGGCCUCCCCUGUAGAGAGGGCGGAGCCAAGCGGACCUCACGCCAUCCCACGCCGUCACGCCCCCAUCGAACAGCUGGUCCGACAGGGAUCCUUCAGAGGCUUCCCGCAACUCAGCCAGAAAAACUCACCUUUUAAACGACAGCUCUCUCUGCGCCUGAACGAUCUCCCGUCCACCCUACAGCGCAAGACCGACUAUCAGAGCAAGAACCCAGAGAUGGAUCUGUCAGUUGCGAGAGAGCCAGACAGCAUCAAUGCUCUGUGCAGCCAAAUCAACAACUCCUUCACCAACCCUUCUGAAGAUCUGUGUGCAAAAGCCACCAACAACUGUUCACCAGCGUGCAGCGCUCCACCUGCUAUCCCUCCUCCACCCGCACCCCUGCAAGCUACCAGCUCAUGGAUUCAGACAGAGCCUGCUGUCCAGUCUCCUCCUCCUAUAGCUCAGGGCGGUCAUAAACGGACACCAUCUGAGGCCGAACGCUGGCUUGAGGAAGUGGCUAAAGCUGUGAAAGCCCCUCAGCAGACUCCGCCCCCUUUGCCCCCACCACCUACUCAGCAACCUCCACCUGUCCCCACCAUGCCCAUCACACUAGGUUCCCAGCCAACCUCGAUGCAACCCUUCCCAAUGGCAUUCGACGUCACUCCGGCGCCUGUUGGCAUGUUCGCCCAGCAACCCCUUCAGCCGCAGUUUGUACCUAUGCACCAAUACAUGCCAACUCUGGCCAACAGCAUGACGUAUCCCAAUGCUAGCGUGCCUAUAGUGGGCAUCACACCGUCACAGAUGGUGGCUAAUGCAUUCUGCACCGCAGCUGGUACAGGGGGUGGGGCGGCGAUGGGAAUUGGAUUGGGGCCUAAGACAGGCACGCUGUGCGGCACCCAAAACUCUGCUUUCUCUACCCUACCCGGAGCCUUCCCAAACACCACGUUUGCAUCUCCGACGGCCGUUAACGGGCACCUACGCAACUCCUUUCCCUCGACUACCAUGACUGCGACGCACAACGGCAAUGGUAGCGCCGCGAAAGUUGGAAUGAGUUGGCCGAUGGAUCCCCAUCCUACAAGCAGCUCCCAGGAAGCAGAGCAUUUCGAAGCGAAGUGGGCCGCGCUGGAGUCUAAAUCGCAACCUAAGGCACCCAACCCUUUCUCGAAUGACGUGCAAAAGACUUUUGAGAUUGAACUUUGAAAUCUAAAUGCUUAACGAGCUUCGAGAAUAUGAGGCUAAUUCAUACCCAGUUCCCUUUUGUUUGGCUCUCAAGGGGGUUUAUAAGAUCCUGGUCUGUUUUAUGUGAUAUGGAGAAGUGAUACCAGGUUUGGAGAGCUGGAAUGUCACGAAUCAAUCGGUCAGAACAUGUUAGGAGGCACUUAUAGGACAGAGAGAGACCUGCACGUCGUUUCUCAGCAGCAAUGACUUUUCGCCUGGCAAGUGAAUGAAAGGGGUAAAAACUGAAUAGGUCAAAAUAGUUAUUUAUUCUUUCUUUUAUGGUAAUACUUGUUAUCUUGAUUUUAAUUGCCGAAUUAUUCUUGCUUGGUUUGCCCUUAUUUAUUUGACAUUUAACAGGGUGAAAGAUUACAGAUGGAAUAAAUUGGCUACUUGAAAACUAACUCGCCAAAUGAUAGGAGUUACCGUACAUUGAUAGAAUGUAGAGUUUACUUUGUAUGUAGAAAGGAAUGUAAAUAGCAUGCUUUGUUUACUUUAUUUAUUGCCCUUUUUGUGGCUGUUCGUUUUUAUUAAUUCCAAAUGAAAUGUCUGCUCUGCACCAUGAGGACACCUAAAGCACUGACAUUCCAACCCUGACUAUACUGUCGAGACUUAGACAAGACAAGAAAUGGCACUGCGGUGACCCUGACCUCUAGGAUUGAGCAUGGGAUGUACUUUUGGGAGAGAAGACAUUUUCUGAGGAAUAAAGUUCUAUUUUUAUAAUGCUGAGUGAUGAGUUGUGGGAAUUUUGGCAACUUUGUUAUGUUUAAGCGCCUUUGGAUUAGCGGUAGCCAGAAUGAGAUCCAUUAGGAGGCAUCUGGAUACUUUUCAAAAGGACUCAACGUUGGGAGACUUCCUCAUGAUAACCCAAGCGUCAUCUGGAGGAGUGCAAAGGAUCAUGUAUGAAUGUAUGAAGACAAAACCUAAGAUACCACACGAUGAAGGACCUAAUAUUUAAAUUUCAUCACUACCAACAAUGAAAUGCAAUGGAGGUCCUCAAUGUCCAAUAAAGGGAUGCAUUAAAGUGACAGUUCACUCAAAAAUGAAAAUUCUGUCAUUUAAUCCCCCUCUUGUCAUAUCAAACCUGUAUGACAUACUUCCUUAUGCAGAACACAAAAGAAGAUAUUUUUGAGUAUGUUGGUAACCAAAAGUGCCGAUACCCAUUAGCUUGCAUUGGUUUUGACAGAAUAUCAUUUUUGGUGAACUAUCAUUUUAACAUUCAGUUUCUUUAUCCUAUGAAGGACAAAGCCAUUGUACAAACAUUUUGUUUGGGGGUCUUUUGACAUUUGUGGCCCAAGGCAGGGUUGCACCAGCUGUCCGUAGAACGUAAAGUUAACACAAGAGGCUUAGUAACUACUAGCUUGUUUGUAAACAACUUGGUUGCACCAUUUGUUCUUAAGAGCAUACAAUAGCUAGUAGGUCGUAAGCUCGCCAUAAAAUGUAAUACGAUGUGAUAACGUUUAUGUCAAUAUUCCAACAGGAGCUUUUAAAUUUGUGAGAUGUUGUGGUGAAAUGCCAUGAAUUUUAGAUUAUCCUUGAUUCAAACUUCCACCACACACAAUAACGGAAAAGAUAGCCUAAGAUUUUUUUUUUUUCUUCAUAAAUCAUAGCCAUAGACGGUAUUUUAAAUAAGAAUCUAUAAAUACUGAUAGUAAAAACUAAAUAAAAUCAAAACAUAUUUUUAUUAAAUUAAAAAAUAUUAAAGUUAGAUUAGUUUCUUCAUUGUCAUUCUACAAACAUACAACCAGAUUAUUGUGCACUCAAGAUCCAAAAAGAGUAUUUGUACAGUAAAUAAAAACAUAAGAUAAUAAAAGUAUACAAAUAAUUUCCCUUCAGUCUUCUACUCUAUACAUAAAAUUAUAAUUAAUGACAUUUAUUUAUUAUGACUUAUUUUAUUUUGACAUGCACAACAGGCUUUUUUAGGAUGGGUUCGUAUUGAAGAGUUGCCCGUAAAGUAAUUUAACCACAUAUUAUUUGCUUUUUUUAAUUGUAAGCGAGUGAUAAUGUGAGCAUUCCAAUGUGAAUGUAGCAUUUCUUGUAAAACAGAGCAUAUAGAUGUAUUUCAGUCAGUUUGUAGCUCCAGCUUCCGUUAAUAUUUAGUUUAAACGUAGUUAAACUUCUACAAAGUUCAAUGGUGCAACACAUUUUUUUAAUUAUGUGCAAGUUGUAACUUGGUGCUCCUUUACUUCAAAACUACGCUUGUAAGUUGUAACUUACACACAGCUGGUGCAACUGAUCUCAGGCCCCUAUAGUCAUUUAAUUCGGCUUUGUUUGUGUCAGGUUCUGUAAAAUGACAAAGGUUGAGCGAGAACAUUUAUUUUAAAUCUUUCAAAACAUUAAAUAGAUGGAAGACAAGAGUAGUCGUGAGGCGCAGGUGUAUUAGCAAGUAUUAUCAAAAGAUUAAAAGUGUUGGUUGUGACAGGCAGUGAUGAAAACAGACCACGCAGGGAGACGGUUUGGUUCAUGCAUGCUUAAAAUAUCCCAUAUUACAGUAUGUUAAAACAAUGAAUAUGCAUAUUAGUUAUGGCUUUCGUUUCGUAUCGCCACUGUUUUCACUCACUCUGGUCUAAAAUAGAUAAAAAUGCUUUUUACUGCAGACAGAUGUCCUCACACACUCCCAGUAAUAAGAUCUCAUCCAAAUCUGAUUGAAUUCCAUAUUUUCUCCAAAUUUAACGAUGCUCAAUGGUUGUUUAUUUUGUUGUCAAAAACUGACAAUUUAUGAAUGCAUUUUUCUCAAUUGCAAAUGUAGAAAUCUGAUGUGCUGAAUGAUGUUAGUGGUGUGUGUGUGGAGUCAUGCAAGUGUUUAAUGCUAGAUGAUCAAAGCCAGACUGCACACUGUGCUUAUGAUGUGUACUCCAUACACUGGACAAAUGCUCGCUUCCCACAGAGCCUGUGGAAAAGAUGGCAGGCACAAUGUUAUUAACUCCUGGUCCUCAAGACCGUUUUGACUGUCAUGUGUUGUAACUCGACUUGGCAACUUCCCAGUUUUCUUAUCAGCUGUAUUACAGGGUCAAGCAUGUCACAAUGAAUCUAAAAAAAGUCCUUUUUCCAAAGACAAUGCGUUUGUAAUCCGGCCAAGCUGUUUGUUGUGUGGGGUGCAAAUAUUUACAGUUCAGAUGAAUUUGUUACAGUCAAUUGCCCUGGUCUUUUGUCCACUCCCCCCUCAACGAUAUACAUAGGUUUUUCCAAACCAGGGAACUAAAUUACCUCAUAAACUUGAUUGUAAACUUUAGUGUAGUGAUUACAAACCAGUGGAGUUUAUUUUUAAUCUUUAUUUACAGAAUUUUGUAUUUAAACCUACAUAUUUCUAUUGUACAUUGUAUAAAAGAUAAAUAAAUAAUAUAAUAUGAACAAAGUUCUAUGUGUCGCUCGCUUGAUUUAUGUACAUUCAUAUAUACACAUGCAUCCCAUUAAGAUCCAGAUAAAUGUUUUUCAUGAGAUUCGCCCCAAACCAUUUUCUAAUUGGAAUAAUAUAGAACUUAAAAAGCAUCUUAAAGGGAGGGUUCACCCCAAAAAUUUCAAAUUCUUUCAUCAUUU
Triplophysa dalaica is the source of this 5732-nucleotide messenger RNA. It is a transcript of the gene numbl, whose product is annotated as NUMB like endocytic adaptor protein. The record is from RefSeq and is a predicted model, not a curated record. Lineage: Eukaryota; Metazoa; Chordata; Actinopteri; Cypriniformes; Nemacheilidae. The coding region runs from base 264 to 2180 and encodes 638 amino acids. The transcript has 9 exons.